This is a messenger RNA of Nerophis lumbriciformis (worm pipefish), 1698 nucleotides long. The record is from RefSeq and is a predicted model, not a curated record. NCBI's taxonomy places the organism in Eukaryota, Metazoa, Chordata, Actinopteri, Syngnathiformes, Syngnathidae.
AUGGCUGUGUGUGCCAGGCUCUGCGGAGUGGGUCAGUCGCGGAGGUGCCGAAGGCGUCCGCGGCAGAAUCAACAGGACCAGGGCAGCGAUUCUGACAUGGACGAGGAAGAAGAGGAGCGGAUCGUGGGUCAGAGGCGAGGAGACGCCGGCUGCGGGGGCCCGGAGAGCGGCGUCAACACAGCAGGGCCGAGCCGGGUGCACCGCAGCGGGCCGUACGACGUGGGAUUCCCGCACCCACAAGCUUUGACGGAACUACCGCCUGAGCUUUUAGUCGAGAUUUUCUCUUUGCUUCCCGGAACGACACUACCCACAGUCGCUCUCGUCUGUAAAAAAUUUAGGGAGAUCCUCAACACAGAAACCAUCUGGAGGAGGCGCUGUGUGAAAGAGUUCCACAUGAAAGAGGAUCUGAGAAAAAUGGAAGUGGGUGGAGUUUCUUGCCAUGACCUAUAUGUAAAACGUGUUAACCCACGAGUUAAGUCUGGACGCUUCAUGAAGCUUCUUCCUGACUACGAACAUAUGGACUAUAAAGACCUGUACACACACCUUCUUCAUCCAUACAGACACAUUUUGGGAUUAUGGCAGCCAGACAUAGGCCCUUAUGGGGGGUUACUCAAUGUUGUGGUUGAUGGGCUGUUCAUCAUCGGAUGGAUGUACUUGCCACCUCAUGAUCCUUGCGUGGAAGAUCCUAUGAGAAGACGGCCUCUCUUUCGAAUCCACAUGUGGGAAAGCAAAAAGGCUACCGUGGAGUGUAUGUAUGGACACAAGGGUCCCCACAAAGGAGACAUCCAGACUGUCAAGAAGGAUGAAUUCUCAACAAAAUGUAACCAGACAGAUCAUCACCGCAUGCCCGGAGGCAGACAAGAAGAGUUCAGAACAUGGCUGGAGGAAGAAUGGGGCCGGACGCUAGAAGAGAUUUUCCAUGAACAUAUGCAGGAGCUCAUUCUGAUGAAGUUUAUUUACACCAGCCAAUAUGACAACUGUUUGACAUAUCGGCGGAUCUACUUGCCUCCUUUAAUGCCGUCUGACUUGAUUCAGCCCGGUCUAUUUAAAGGCACAUAUGGCAGUCACGGUUUAGAGAUUGUCAUGCUCAGCUUUCAUGGGAUGUCUGCAAGGGCCACCAAGCUCACCGGAGAUCCCAAUGUUCCUGCUGGGCAACUGACUUUGGACAUUGACCUGAGCCAGCCGUUGGACCUCCCAGACUUGGAACAUCAGCGCAAUAUAGAGGAGCUGUCACGCCUUAUAUUGGGGGUACAUGAGCAAGUACAGAGGCAGCAGACGUUAGGCACUCCUGCCACAGUGAGAGCCCCUGCUAGUGGCAAUGCUCCCGCAGAAGAUGUUGCCAAUAUUAGCGUCAGUUCCGAUGGUUGCCUUCCAGGUCCAAGUACGGAUCCAAAUUCAUUUGAGAGCCAACCCUUCAUUCUCCCCCUGGGAGUCAUGGCUCGCAAUGAAGUGUACCCACGUACUUGCAGAAAAUGCUUCUAUGGAACAGGGCUGAUUGCCGGGCACGGCUUCACAAGUCCAGAGCGCACCCCAGGGCUAUUUGUGCUCUUUGAUCAGGAUCGUUUUGGCUUCAUCUGGCUGGAGUUGAAGUCUUUCAGUCUCUACAGUCGCCUGACAGACCACCUAGCCCAUGCACAUGCCCCAAAUUUGGAGCGAUUUGAGGCCAUGCUGCGCAAUAUGCAGUCGUGGACAUCAUGA